This is a messenger RNA of Callorhinus ursinus (northern fur seal), 3220 nucleotides long. It is a transcript of the gene PSME3, whose product is annotated as proteasome activator subunit 3. Gene Ontology annotation, molecular function: endopeptidase activator activity. Gene Ontology annotation, cellular component: cytoplasm; nucleoplasm; proteasome activator complex. Gene Ontology annotation, biological process: regulation of proteasomal protein catabolic process; regulation of G1/S transition of mitotic cell cycle; positive regulation of endopeptidase activity. The record is from RefSeq and is a predicted model, not a curated record. NCBI's taxonomy places the organism in Eukaryota, Metazoa, Chordata, Mammalia, Carnivora, Otariidae.
GAAAGCCGGGAGGGCGAGCGAGAGAGCGAGCAGGCAGCAGGCGGGCGGGCGGACGGCACGGAGGGAGGGAGCGAGCAAGCGAGCAGUGAGUGAGCCAGCGAGGGCGGCCGCGUCCCUAGAACAGCCGAGAUUCUUCCCGUCCCUCUGACCCCCUCCCCGGAGCCCACAGCGCCUCCGGUCUCCAGUGGAGCGGACACGGCCCGGCCCGGCCAUGGCCUCGUUGCUGAAGGUGGAUCAGGAAGUGAAGCUCAAGGUUGAUUCUUUCAGGGAGCGGAUCACAAGUGAGGCAGAAGACUUGGUGGCAAAUUUUUUCCCAAAGAAGUUGUUAGAACUUGAUAGUUUUUUGAAGGAACCAAUCCUAAACAUCCAUGACCUAACUCAGAUCCACUCAGACAUGAAUCUCCCAGUCCCUGACCCCAUUCUUCUCACCAAUAGCCACGAUGGACUGGACGGUCCCACUUACAAGAAGCGAAGGUUGGAUGAGUGUGAAGAAGCCUUCCAAGGAACCAAGGUGUUUGUGAUGCCCAAUGGGAUGCUAAAAAGCAACCAGCAGCUAGUGGACAUUAUUGAGAAAGUGAAACCUGAGAUCCGGCUGCUGAUUGAGAAAUGCAAUACGGUCAAAAUGUGGGUACAGCUCCUGAUUCCCAGGAUAGAAGAUGGGAACAACUUCGGGGUCUCCAUUCAGGAGGAGACAGUUGCAGAACUAAGAACUGUUGAGAGUGAAGCUGCAUCUUAUCUGGACCAGAUUUCUAGAUAUUAUAUUACAAGAGCCAAAUUGGUUUCUAAAAUAGCUAAAUAUCCCCAUGUGGAGGACUAUCGCCGCACCGUGACAGAGAUUGAUGAGAAAGAAUAUAUCAGCCUUCGGCUCAUCAUAUCAGAGCUAAGGAAUCAAUAUGUCACUCUACAUGACAUGAUCCUGAAAAAUAUCGAGAAGAUCAAACGGCCCCGGAGCAGCAAUGCAGAGACACUGUACUGAGGCCAGGGCCAGGGCCAGGGGACUCUGUGAGUCUGGCUCAAGACCGACAUUGCCUUGGUUUGUUACAUGACUAUCGUGAUGGGGAAACUGGCUGGAAAUAGUAAUCACACCUCUCUCUGUUUUUAGUUAGAGUCUAAUGAAACUCUCAUGUAGUUCUGUGACGUGUUUACCUCUUUUUUCAGGCCUCAGGAACUCUUCUCUUUCCUUCCCUAAUACCCCACACCCGACUUGUCCUAAUUUCUGGAGAAAUCCAGGUUUGUGUCUGCAGGAUGUUGGCACAAGGAUACUUGUGUUUUCUUUCCCUGCCCUCUCCCUCUUGUGUCUUGAGCUUUGUGUUUUCUUCUGUCUGUCGAUUAGCGGAUUAGAAGCUGAGGGAACUGGAAGGAAAGUGCUAGGUGUUUUUUAGGAACUGGGAUGGGGGGAGGUGUCCAGCUCCUCUCCUCUGAUGUAAGGUUAGUGUCUCUUGCCACUGUGUGGGACAUUGGAUCCUCCCUCCCACAGUUUCCCUGAUGAUAACUUAGGGUCUCCCAUCCACGUAUGUUCCACCUUGAACCUGAUCAUGACAAGAAACACCUUAGGCCUCCGCCAAGUCCCUAGCUCCUUGAAAUGUUUUUAUAACUAGGAUUUUCACAUACACAUAUGUGUGUGAUAGACACAUACGUACAGACAUGCACAUGCCUUCCUACUCCGUUACCUGAUUUCCCCAUCCCAUCGUCUGUGUUGUUUUCCUUUGUCCCGCCGUCCCCCCCGAGCCCCCAUCCCAUGAAUUCUGUCACACACACAUUAUUCAGAAGGUGAUCGUCGUCUUGGUCCUCACCCACCGGGGCCCAUUGUUCUGCUGGCAUAUAUAGCCUCUUGGUGCCCAGAGGCUGGUGAUUUGGGAGGAGAGCUGAGAGAUGAGAAGCAGAGGAUUUGGGGAAGGGCCCUUCCUCUCUGACUUGGGUCUUUUUGGGUGUUACUGCAAAGGCUGGUCCUCUGACUCCUGGGUGCCUCUUCCUAGGCCAGUGGUAAGGUGGGGUGGGGCUCUCUGCCGCUGGGAGGGCCGGAUGCUGCUGGCCCUGCUGGGCUUUCUUACGGGACAAAUAGUUCUCUUCUUUAUAGCGUUGUGCUUCCAAGGAAAGCAGCACCUGUGCGUAUGUGUGUGUGCACACAUGCGUGUACGCAUCGUGUGUAUGUGAAAAUCUGGGCAAUCAAAACCAUCGAAGAGUUGCCUCCUAUUCCUCAAAACUGGCAGAAUCUCACUUGUUACAGCUUUUCUGUUAACCCUCAUCAAACCCCCACUUUUUUAUUCUGCCGCUACUGGAGAGUCCGUAUCUGCGGUCAGCCUGCCAGUAACUCUCUUGGGGUCUGUCUCUGACUUUUAUUCUUCCCCUCUCUUCCUCUUGCCUUCUUCGACCCCAAUCACAUUUCCACCCGGCUGCAUCAUUUUUACUCCCAGUAUGCUGUAGAGAAGGAGUCAGGAUGCUGUCUUCCCAUAAAUAGUGCUCAGUAACAAACCAAUUGCAUUUUAGUUGGGCAGUGCCCCUACCCACCCUCCAGAUCCCUUCCAGCUAAAACCCUACCCCCCCCACCAUGUGUUUCUCAGUUUCCCUUUUUGUUUGUUGGAUUAUUCUGCUGCCCCUCCUCACUCUAUCACCCUUGGAUCGUAAUGUAAAAUUCUUUUACCAUGUCAAGAAAUUAUUAAAAAUGCAGGUACUUUGACCUCUUUCUAAAGCUGCAGACCCUGGUGCGAUGCUCUGGUGGCUAGGGACAUACCCACACUCAAGUGCGUGCAUACGGGGACACCCACCUCCACGUACGCCUCCAGCCACCCUAUUGGGUAUUUUUAUUACCAGUUGAGCUGCCUCUUUUCUCUAAAAUAAUGGAAAGACUGAGGCUUCUGCCUACCAAGAGGCAGGGGUGGGUCCUUCUUUUGUGUUCAGUCUGAAUUUAUGUGAAAGUUAGCUCUUCCCAAACCUAAACUCCUUCUGUCUAACCUCCCAGGAUUGCAGUUCCUUGCUCUCUCUCCCCGGUGAUACCCAUGAACUGCCAGUAGAGGCCGCCCUAGUUCCGCGUGUGGGGGAUCACCUGGUUUGAGGCACAGCCUACCCGGUCAUUUUCUUGACCUUAUACUAAUUCUCCCUGCUGAACAGUGUCUUCAUCUCUUGAGGAGAUGCCAGGGAUUCCUGCUUUUGGUUUUCCAGUGACUUGGGAGGGCUGUCUAGGAUCCUAGCUCUCUCUGAAAUAAAGUUUCCUCAACUUCCA